Syngnathoides biaculeatus (alligator pipefish) is the source of this 2220-nucleotide messenger RNA. Its product is annotated as heat shock 70 kDa protein 1. The record is from RefSeq and is a predicted model, not a curated record. The transcript has 2 exons. Gene Ontology annotation, molecular function: ubiquitin protein ligase binding; ATP binding; heat shock protein binding. NCBI's taxonomy places the organism in Eukaryota, Metazoa, Chordata, Actinopteri, Syngnathiformes, Syngnathidae. Gene Ontology annotation, cellular component: cytoplasm; vesicle; blood microparticle. Bases 170 to 2101 code for a protein of 643 amino acids. Gene Ontology annotation, biological process: protein refolding; cellular response to unfolded protein.
ACUAUAAAAGCAGCUGAGAGCCAGGAGCAGACACAAGAACAAGAACCAGAACAAGAACCAGAACCAGAACCGAGAGGGAAGAAGACUCACAAGAGAUUUACAUCCGCAGCCCUCACAGAACUCGCAGAACGCAUUGAAGUACAAUCAUCUUGACAGCUGAACAAAGAAAAUGGCCUCAGCGAAAGGUGUCGCCAUCGGCAUCGAUCUGGGCACCACGUAUUCGUGCGUGGGUGUUUUCCAGCACGGCAAAGUGGAGAUCAUCGCAAACGACCAGGGCAACAGGACCACGCCCAGCUAUGUGGCGUUCACUGACACCGAGAGGCUCAUCGGUGACGCCGCCAAGAACCAGGUGGCGUUGAACCCCAGCAACACCGUGUUUGACGCCAAACGGCUGAUCGGAAGGAAGUUUGACGAUCCGGUGGUGCAAGCCGACAGGAAGCACUGGCCCUUCAAGGUGGUCGCCGACGGAGGCAAGGCCAAAAUCCAGGUGCAACACAAAGGGGAGGACAAGUCCUUUUACCCAGAGGAGAUCUCCUCUAUGGUGCUGGUUAAAAUGAAGGAGACGGCUGAAGCCUACCUGGGUCAGCAGGUGUCCAGCGCCGUGGUCACGGUGCCCGCCUACUUUAACGACUCUCAGCGCCAGGCCACCAAAGACGCAGGCGUCAUCGCUGGACUGAACAUCCUAAGAAUCAUCAAUGAGCCCACAGCGGCCGCCAUCGCCUACGGUCUGGACAAAGGCAAGUCGGGAGAACGCAACGUCCUCAUCUUUGACCUGGGUGGCGGCACCUUCGAUGUGUCCAUCCUGACCAUCGAGGACGGCAUCUUCGAGGUCAAGGCCACCGCCGGAGACACGCAUUUGGGCGGAGAGGACUUUGACAACCGCAUGGUGGAUCACUUUGUGGCCGAGUUUAAGAGGAAGCACAAGAAGGACAUCAGUCAGAACAAGAGGGCCUUGAGGAGGCUGCGCACCGCCUGUGAGAGGGCCAAGAGGACGCUGUCCUCCAGCUCCCAGGCCAACAUCGAGAUCGAUUCCCUCUUUGAGGGCGUCGACUUCUACACCUCCAUCACCAGAGCUCGCUUUGAGGAGCUGUGCUCCGACCUGUUCAGGGGAACUCUGGAGCCGGUUGAGAAAGCCUUGAGGGAUGCCAAGAUGGACAAGGGCAAGAUCCAGGACGUGGUCCUGGUCGGCGGCUCCACGCGGAUUCCCAGAAUCCAGAAGCUCCUGCAGGACUUCUUCAACGGCAGGGAGCUGAACAAGAGCAUUAACCCCGACGAGGCCGUUGCUUACGGUGCCGCCGUCCAGGCUGCCAUCCUCACAGGGGACACCUCUGGCAACGUCCAGGACCUGCUGCUGCUGGAUGUGGCACCUCUGUCGCUGGGCAUCGAGACCGCCGGAGGAGUCAUGACGCCGCUCAUCAAACGCAACACCACCAUCCCCACCAAGCAGACGCAGAUCUUCAGCACCUACUCCGACAACCAGCCUGGCGUCCUCAUCCAGGUCUUGGAGGGCGAGAGAGCCAUGACUAAGGACAACAACCUGCUCGGAAGGUUUGAGCUGAGCGGAAUCCCCCCGGCUCCAAGGGGCGUGCCGCAGAUCGAAGUCACCUUCGACGUGGACGCCAAUGGCAUCUUGAAUGUGUCUGCGGUGGACAAAAGCACGGGGAAGGAGAACAAGAUCACCAUCACCAACGACAAAGGUCGUCUGAGCAAAGACGAGAUCGAGAAGAUGGUGGACGAUGCCCAAAAGUACAAAGCUGAAGACGAAUUGCAGCGGGAAAGGAUCGCUGCCAAGAAUGCUCUGGAAUCCUUCGCCUUUAAUGUGAAGAGCAGCGUGCACGACGAGAAGCUGGCGGCCAAGUUGAGCGUGGAGGACAAGAAGACUCUGACGGACAAGUGUGAGGAGACCCUCAGCUGGCUGGAGAACAACCAGUUGGCAGACAAAGAGGAGUUCCAACACAAGCAAAAGGAACUGGAACGAGUGUGUCAGCCAAUCAUCAGCAAGUUGUAUCAGGGGGCAGGGCCUGCGGGAACCUGCGGGGCGCAGGCCCGGGCUGGCGCCCAACCAGGCGCCCACGGGCCCACUGUCGAAGAGGUGGACUGAGGACAGUUCUUGGAUCUCAGACUUUCAGAUGGAUUCUAAAAUGUUACUAUUUAGAAUGUUUAAACUAUCAUGGUGUUUCCUUUGUCGUGUACAUAAAUUAAUUUGAUCAUUAAAUUUUA